Molecule: messenger RNA, 397 nt
Organism: Megalops cyprinoides (Indo-Pacific tarpon)
Lineage: Eukaryota; Metazoa; Chordata; Actinopteri; Elopiformes; Megalopidae
Exons: 4
Coding region: 89-385 (98 amino acids)
Molecular function (GO): protein binding
Source: RefSeq, a predicted model, not a curated record
CGCAUGUAAGUGCACUCUUCCCUCAGUAACCAACGCUGCUGGUGAGGCAGAUAGAGUGACGGACGCCUGGACGGAGACGCAGGGAAAGAUGCUGGCGACAAUGUUGACCGCCAUGUACCUGGUCGUGCGAGUUGCGGAGCAGCUGGGUAUGCGAUGGGGACGUCAUGAGCCCUUGCCCUACAUGGUAGCGCAGCCAACGCCCUGGCAGAUCCAUCGUGUGCCUCAAGGUCACCCUGGCAGCCAGGCCGAUCAGGUUGAUGGUGAAGGACGGGACAGUGGAGCUGGAUGCAGAAAGGGCCAAAGCCAGCUGGACAAGGCAGCCACUACCAUCCAGACCCAGUACAGGAAGUACCAGCAGAGGAAACAGAAGAAUAGGAAGUAUUGAUUAACAGCUGGA